GUAACGUUUGUUGUGUAAUGAAUACCUAACUUAAUAUUACUAACAAAACGUGUUUUUGUUAUUGUUUUUUAAAAAUAAAAAUUUUUUUUUGUUUAAUAAAUGCUUUCAAUAAUUACCGAUUGAUUUGUCCGUUUCGGUGACCAUUAAAAAACACCCGCCGCUGCUCUGGCCAUGGAUUUGACGGCAAUGAAACAGAUUGAGGACAUUAAACGCCGAACACAAUUGGUGAUCGAGUCGCGGACAAAUGUCAACAACAUUGUCGACCUGUUGGCCACUAUUACCGAUGACUUGGACAUUGAUGACACAGCCGUCGCGGCCACCGCCGCCGCAGCCGAUGAUAGUGUCAAACGAUGCUCGCAGUUGACAAUCGAGACAUUGAUCCGAUCGGUAAACAAGAUAUUCAUCCGAUUUAUUCACCAGAAAGAGCUACGAGUGGUGGCCGCCGACGCCGAUACCGAAGCCAAUGUCAAGUAUCGCAAAUGGUUGGCCACUGUCUACGAUCAGACCAAUGAUUUGCUUAUCCGAUUUGUCGGCAACAAUAGCUAUACAAAAUCAACACAAAAGUUGGCCUUUAAUUCGCUGAUGAAAUGUGUGGCCGAAGAAGGUAAAUAUCCGUUUCGUACGGAAGUGGUUACCGAAGAUCUAUCGUUUCCGACACCAUUGUUCCGUAAAAUAUUUCGGCAAUUGUUGUCCAAAUUGACCGAUAAUCGCGAUCUGAUUCGUAACUAUUGUCAAAAUUAUCUACAGUUUGACGACUGUGUCUAUCAAACCCUGAAAGCGUGCGAAGAAAUAGUCGGCGAUUAUAAUAAUAGUGAUAAUAAUAUCACUGACAAUACCAUCGAUGACGACGACAACAACAACAGCGGCGACGAUAUCUUUGUACGCAAUGUUUACGAACUAUUAGCGGCCAUACAGUUGAAAACGCCGGCCGAGUUGCGGACGCGUAGCCAUCAAUUGAAAGCAACGGCUGAAAAGACACGUCGACUAAAGCCAAACAAGUUGGCCGACAAUCGGUCCGAUAAUAUCAUACUAUGUAUACCAACACAACCGAAUCAACGAUGUUUUCGCAUUGAUUACGAACGGGACGCCGAUCUGUUUGCCAGUGUAUGGACACUGUUUCUCGGCGGCGGUCGACUACGGCUACCGAAAGAUAUCUAUAAAAAAGUAUUACUACUAUUAGAUAAACAAUUGAUCCAACAUUUUCGUAAUCCAUUACUGUUGACCGACUUUCUUGUGGAUAGCUAUUCAAUUGGUGGUAUUGUUUCCCUGUUAUCCCUGUCCUCGCUAUACAUAUUGAUCCAAAAGUGUAACUUAGAAUAUCCCCAAUUUUACCCCCAACUCUACGCCCUCCUAACUGCUGGUGUACUGCAUGUCAAAUACAGACCCCGAUUCCUGUUCUGGUUAGACAUAUUCCUGACCUCAAGCCAUAUAUCGGCUCAAACUGUAGCCUCGUUUGUCAAACGUUUAUCGCGUAUAGCAUUGACCGCCGCUACAGCCGACUCCCAGCUAAUACUGUUGCCAAUGAUUGGCAAUCUAUUGGUCAGACAUCCAUCAGUAGCGGCUAUGCUAACGGCUAAUAUUGGUUUAACAACUACCGAAUCCUCGGUAGUAAUCAACGAUCCGUUUGACAAUAGUAUCGACGAUCCCGAAGCUACUGGUGCUUCCGGUAGUUGUCUAUGGGAAUUGAAAACAUUGCAAAAACAUUAUCAUCCACAAGUUAGGAAAUUAGCCAGUCAAUUAAUCGAUAAGGACUUACCCAACAGGGAAUGGGAUCUAUCGGAACUGUUGGAAACAACCGAUACGGAUGUUAUGGACAGUGCUAUCAAAUCGUUGAAUCGCCAGAAACAGUUGACCUACGAUUGCGGCCAACAAUUGUGGGACUAUUUAGGUGUGAAUGGACUAUCAGUUUAAUUAAUUAAUUAAUUAUAUGUU
Messenger RNA from Oppia nitens, 1932 nucleotides. RefSeq names its product nucleolar complex protein 4 homolog B-like. Gene Ontology annotation, cellular component: Noc4p-Nop14p complex; small-subunit processome; nucleolus. The transcript is spliced from 2 exons. Bases 172 to 1911 code for a protein of 579 amino acids. Gene Ontology annotation, biological process: ribosome biogenesis. Lineage: Eukaryota; Metazoa; Arthropoda; Arachnida; Sarcoptiformes; Oppiidae. The record is from RefSeq and is a predicted model, not a curated record.